AUGGCCGCCCGUCUCUCCAUCGCCCUCGCCGCCCGUCGAAUCUCUUCCGUGGCUGCAAAGAGGCCCUCGCUAAUUGUGUGUCAGAAGUGGCAGCAGGUUGCUCCAAAGCAACGGCUAUUCUCGGUAUCUGCCGCACUCAAGGAGAAGAGGUAUACUGAGGACCAUGAGUGGAUUGAGCUGUCCGCUGAUGGCAAGACAUGCACUCUGGGCAUCUCAGAAUACGCAGCCAAAGCCCUCGGCGACGUUGUCUACAUUGAGCUUCCACAGGUCGACAUGGAAGUGGCCGAGGGCGACGUCAUCGGCGCUGUUGAGUCUGUAAAGUCGGCUUCGGACAUUCUCACUCCCAUCGCUGGUGUUGUUUCUGAAGUUAACGAGGCAUUGGAGUCCGCGCCAGGCAGUGUCAACAAGGACCCCGAGGGCGAUGCCUGGGUCGCAAAGAUCGCUGUGUCAGCGGAGCCCAAGGGCAAGGCUAUGAGCAAGGAAGAGUAUGCCGCCUUUACUGAAGAGUAA
Bipolaris zeicola 26-R-13 is the source of this 510-nucleotide messenger RNA. RefSeq lists its product as uncharacterized. The record is from RefSeq and is a predicted model, not a curated record. Bases 1 to 510 code for a protein of 169 amino acids. NCBI's taxonomy places the organism in Eukaryota, Fungi, Ascomycota, Dothideomycetes, Pleosporales, Pleosporaceae. Gene Ontology annotation, cellular component: mitochondrion; cytoplasm; glycine cleavage complex. The transcript is spliced from 3 exons. Gene Ontology annotation, biological process: protein lipoylation; glycine decarboxylation via glycine cleavage system.